Messenger RNA from Meloidogyne enterolobii, 444 nucleotides. The record is from the annotation of a GenBank genome assembly. NCBI's taxonomy places the organism in Eukaryota, Metazoa, Nematoda, Chromadorea, Rhabditida, Meloidogynidae.
AAAUUUGUUCCAAACAUAAUACCACUUACAGCAAUUAUUUUUGGAACUAUAAAUAAUCAGAUUAAUAAGAGGAAACCCGAUGAAUUUUGUUGGCCUUUACUUAAAAGAUUAACAGAAAAUUUUAUGAAUUCUCGUUGUGCUUAUAUGGAUAAAUUUGGUGUUUUUAUGAUUGAACAGUUACGUGAAGUGAGGCCAAAUCAACAUUUAUCAAUCGAAGAAGCAAAAGAAUAUUUUAAAUUAUGUGAAAGAUUAAUUAACGUAAUUGAAGAAAUCGAUGCUCGACGUGAAUAUAUGGAACAAAAAAGAAGGAAAGAAGAAGGAAUUUUAGCAGAAGAGGAAGAAUUAAAUAUAGCUGCUGUAAAAGAAGAAAAUAUUAAAAACGAAUUGGUUGAAGAAAAUGUUUUGAGUAAUGAAUUUUAUGUUGAAGAUAAGAGAUUAUUUUAG